Molecule: messenger RNA, 862 nt
Organism: Phalaenopsis equestris
Lineage: Eukaryota; Viridiplantae; Streptophyta; Magnoliopsida; Asparagales; Orchidaceae
Product: V-type proton ATPase 16 kDa proteolipid subunit-like
Exons: 3
Coding region: 96-590 (164 amino acids)
Biological process (GO): proton transmembrane transport
Cellular component (GO): proton-transporting V-type ATPase, V0 domain
Molecular function (GO): proton-transporting ATPase activity, rotational mechanism
Source: RefSeq, a predicted model, not a curated record
UCCAAACUCCUGUUCUUGAGCCAGAUUUCAUCAGGGCUAGAAGCAGAAGAGCUUUCGGUUGUCGUUCAGGUCUCCGGUUGCGAUCGAUAUCAAAUAUGGUGGGCUUCAGCGGCGACGAAACUGCCCCCUUCUUUGGAUUCUUGGGCGCCGCGGCUGCCCUUGUUUUCUCCUGCAUGGGGGCGGCGUACGGCACGGCGAAGAGCGGCGUGGGCGUGGCUUCCAUGGGGGUUAUGAGGCCCGAGUUAGUGAUGAAGUCGAUCGUGCCGGUAGUUAUGGCCGGUGUGCUCGGCAUCUACGGACUCAUCAUAGCCGUCAUUAUCAGUACUGGUAUAAACCCUAAGGCCAAGUCCUACUACCUCUUUGAUGGAUACGCCCAUCUUUCCUCGGGCUUGGCUUGUGGGCUUGCGGGCCUCUCGGCGGGCAUGGCAAUUGGGAUAGUCGGUGAUGCGGGUGUCAGAGCAAAUGCACAGCAGCCAAAACUAUUCGUGGGAAUGAUUCUCAUUCUCAUUUUUGCUGAAGCCUUGGCCCUGUACGGCCUCAUUGUGGGCAUCAUCCUUUCAUCUCGUGCAGGUCAGUCUAGAGCCGACUGAGGGGAAAAAUAUGAAUCUCUGUUCCUCUGCGGCUCGGUGCCUAAUCUGGCUAUCGAACAAUCAUGUGCUUUUAUUUACGUCUACUUUGGUUCUUUGAACUUGGUGGUUCAAAUUUCUGUAAACGAGAUGCUUAAAUGGAGCUUUAUUCUGUUUUAUGCAAACAUGGCCCAUAGAUUACACGCGUGUAGAAGAUUGAUAUGGAAUUUGUGAAAUUAAGCCCAGUGCCUGUCCGUUUAAUCCGAGAAAUGGUUUCUGAUUGUGGUCUUUAUUUU